UCUGUGGAGGGUGGGACCUGCGUUUUUGAGAAUGGAGAACGUUCUUGGUCUUCUCAUAAUUGGGGUGCGAAGAGGCAUAAAUCUUGCAGUUCGUGAUAUUGGAAGCAGCGAUCCUUAUGUCAUCAUCACCUCGGGACGCCAGAAACUGAAGACUAGAGUGGUGAAAAGAAACUGUAAUCCUCAAUGGAAUGAAGAUUUAACUCUUACCAUCACAGAUAUCCAUGCUCCAAUAAAAUUAGAAGUUUAUGAUAAGGACACAUUCACGGGGGAUGACAAGAUGGGCGACGCAGAAAUUGACAUCAGACCGUAUAUAGCGAGUCUCAAGAUGGGGUUCCAAAAGCUCCCAAAUGGCUGUGCACUCAAGCGAGUUCCGCCAACCAUGAGCAACUGCCUUGCUGACGAGAGCAGCAUUGUUUGGAACAAUGGUGAAAUCACCCAAGACAUGCUUAUUAGAUUGAGGAAUGUAGAGAGUGGUGAAGUGGAACUUCGUCUUAAGUGGGUUCAUAUUCCAGGUUGCAAGGGAUUGGAAAAUGAAGAUUCAGGAAGCCCGCAAUACAUUAAAGGAGAGACUUUCACGAUAGGUAAAAAGCACUCAUGAGCUGGCAUUAUAUCCAACUUAAAAAUCUUAAAACUUAAUUUCCUACUUAUUCAUGUUACAUCUGCUUUGUUUGAAGAUAAAUAAAUAAAUAAAUAAAAGUUUUUUAUUC
Molecule: messenger RNA, 707 nt
Organism: Manihot esculenta (cassava)
Lineage: Eukaryota; Viridiplantae; Streptophyta; Magnoliopsida; Malpighiales; Euphorbiaceae
Product: protein C2-DOMAIN ABA-RELATED 7
Exons: 4
Coding region: 32-598 (188 amino acids)
Source: RefSeq, a predicted model, not a curated record